AUGGAGUUCUGGCCCGAGUUCUUGGCGAGCAGCGGCGGGCAUGAGUUCGUGGCGGGGGGCGUCGGCGGCAUGGCCGGCGUGCUGGCGGGCCACCCACUGGACACGCUCCGCAUCCGCCUGCAGCAGCCGCCGCGGCCCGUGAGCCCCGGGAUCACCGCCGCGCGGGUGGUGCGCCCGCCCUCCGCCGUCGCGCUACUGCGCGGCAUCCUCCGCGCCGAGGGCCCCUCCGCGCUCUACCGCGGCAUGGCCGCGCCCCUCGCCUCCGUCGCCUUCCAGAAUGCAAUGGUCUUCCAAGUCUACGCGAUCCUCUCGCGGUCGCUGGAUCGACGGAUGUCCACCUCCGAGCCCCCCUCCUACACAAGCGUGGCACUCGCCGGCGUGGGCACGGGAGCGCUGCAGACGCUGAUCCUGUCCCCCGUGGAGCUCGUCAAGAUCAGGCUGCAGCUGGAGGCGGCGGGGCGGAAGCGCCAGGGGCCGGUGGACAUGGCCCGGGACAUCAUGCGGAGGGAGGGCCUGCGCGGCAUAUACCGCGGGCUCACGGUCACCGCGCUCCGGGACGCGCCGUCGCACGGCGUCUACUUCUGGACGUACGAGUACGCGCGGGAGCGGCUGCACCCGGGCUGCCGGAGCACGGGGCAGGAGAGCCUCGCCACCAUGCUCGUGUCCGGCGGCCUCGCGGGCGUCGCCAGCUGGGUCUGCUGCUACCCGCUGGACGUGGUGAAGUCGAGGCUGCAGGCGCAGACGCAGACGCACCCGCCCUCGCCGAGGUACCGCGGCGUCGUCGACUGCUUCCGGAAGAGCGUGAGGGAGGAGGGGCUCCCGGUGCUGUGGCGCGGCCUCGGCACGGCCGUGGCGCGGGCUUUCGUCGUCAACGGCGCCAUCUUCUCGGCCUACGAGCUGGCCCUGCGCUUCUUGGUGCGCAACAACGGCCGCCAGACGCUGGUGAUGGAGGAGAUGAAGUGCCAUGAUCACUGA
Triticum turgidum subsp. durum (durum wheat) is the source of this 975-nucleotide messenger RNA. The record is from the annotation of a GenBank genome assembly. NCBI's taxonomy places the organism in Eukaryota, Viridiplantae, Streptophyta, Magnoliopsida, Poales, Poaceae.